AAUGAAGCAGAGAGACCAGAGGAAGAAAAAGCUAGUGCUCCACCCCCACCUGGAAGUGAAGAGGAAACUGCGGAAAAUGGCGUUGUGAAAACGAAGGUGGCAGAGGCUGAGGAUGACAGUGAUAGUGAUAGUGAUGAUGAUGAAGAUGAUGUUCAAGUCACCAUAGGGGAUAUUAAAACAGGAGCUCCACAGUAUGGUUAUGGAGCGGCACCUGUGAAUCUCAAUAUUAAGACAGGAGGACGAGCUUAUGGAUCUUCUGGUGCAAAAGUUAAAGGGGUGGAUCUAGAUGCACCAGGGAGUAUUAAUGGUGUGCCACUUCUGGAAGUAGAUUUAGAUUCUUUUGAAGAUAAACCUUGGAGAAAGCCAGGGGCUGAUCUCUCUGAUUAUUUCAACUAUGGGUUCAAUGAAGAUACCUGGAAAGCUUACUGUGAAAAACAAAAGAGAAUACGAAUGGGUCUUGAAAUUUUACCAGUUACCUCAGCCACAAAUAAAAUUACGGCUGAAGACAAUGCUAUGGAAGUAAGACCAAGUGCAGAGAUUCUCGAUGGCAGAUACCAUCUUUUUAAGGUACAGCAGGGCAGAACUGGAAAUUUGGAGAAAGAGUUGGCAGUGCAGUCGACCAAAGCUGAUUUCACAUCUCCUCCUGCCUUAUUCAAAUCAGGAAUUCCAACAAACAGGCGAUUAUCUGGCGCAAUAGAUGUGAUUGGACAGACCAUCACUAUCAGCAGGGUGGAAGGACGACGUCGUGCUAACGAAAACAGCAACAUACAGGUUCUUUCAGAACGAUCUAAUCCUGAAGUAGACAAUUUUACCAAGCCACCUCCAUUUUUCCCUCCAGGAGCUCCACCUACCCACCUUCCACCACCUCUUUUCCUCCCACCCCCUCCAACUGUCAGUACUGCUCCACCUCUGAUUCCCCCACCAGGUAUACCAAUAACAGUGCCACCACCAGGCUUUCCACCACCACCUGGCGGUCCUCCACCUUCCCUCAUACCCACAAUAGAAAGUGGACAUUCUUCUGGCUAUGAUGGUCGUUCUGUUCGUGCAUUUUCAUAUGGCAGUGAUAACGAAGUGGAACUCAAAACAAACGAUUUAUUGAAGGCUAUGUUAUCAUUGGCUAGCAAAGCAGAUAAGCAGAAAGUGGGAAGUCCUCUGUACUUCACCUUUCCGCACCUUUCAGGUUCUGCUCCUUCAUGGUCUAGUCUUAUGGACACCAGCAAACAGUGGGAUUACUAUGCACGAAGAGAGAAGGAUAGGGAACGUGAGAGAGAGCGAUCCCGAGAUCGGGAUCGCGACCGGGACCGAGACAGAGAUCGAGAACGUACCAGAGACAGGGAAAGGGACCGAGAUCACAGUCCAACUCCAAGUGUCUUCAACAGUGAUGAAGAACGGUACAGAUACAGAGACUAUGCAGAAAGAGGCUAUGACCGCCAUAGAACAAGUAGAGAGAAAGAAGACCGACACAGAGACAGGAGACACAGAGAGAAAGAAGAGACUAGACACAAGUCAUCUCGAAGUAACAGCAGACGCCGUCAUGACAGUGAAGAAGGGGACAGCCACAGAAGGCACAAACACAAAAAAUCCAAAAGAAGCAAAGAAGGAAAAGAAGCCAGCGGUGAACCUGCUCCUGAACAGGAAAACACUGAAGCUGCCCCUGUGGAAUAGGCUUGUGUGAUUUUUGCCUACGUGCAUAUAUAUUAGUGCCAGAAAUAGAUUACUAUAAAUCUUGUUAUUUUUCUGGGUAUUAAAAUAAUUUGCUCUUAAUCUUGUUCUGUUAGUUUGAAAUCAAAGAUUACUUUGGUUUUUUUGAAAAUAAAAGAAUGAAUUUUUCAUGUUAA
Messenger RNA from Pygoscelis adeliae (Adelie penguin), 1838 nucleotides. It is a transcript of the gene FIP1L1, whose product is annotated as factor interacting with PAPOLA and CPSF1. The transcript is spliced from 17 exons. Gene Ontology annotation, molecular function: RNA binding. The annotation marks the transcript as partial. Gene Ontology annotation, cellular component: mRNA cleavage and polyadenylation specificity factor complex. Lineage: Eukaryota; Metazoa; Chordata; Aves; Sphenisciformes; Spheniscidae. The record is from RefSeq and is a predicted model, not a curated record.